UAGUACUGUAACAUGUUCUCGUCCUCCUCUAAAUGCUUUCGAGAGCGCCGAAUUUUACAAUAUCAGACAUAAAUCAAUCAAAAUAAUUUCGCACACGAUAUUCGCACACAAAGUGUUGACGGCUCCGUAAUCGACACAUCGCGACUUGCGUGAGUUUCAAUUCAGCUAAGAAAGUUAGACAAAAUUAUAAUUUAUUGCCAAGCCAUGAUAUUGUAUUUUUUUACGGGAACUGUGUUGUUAUUUUUUAUCUAUGUUUUGUGGAGACGCAGAGAAUUUUAUAAAUUAAUAUUGAAAAUGCCUGGACCGCUGGGUUUACCCAUACUGGGCAUGGCCCUUCGGCUAAUAAGGAGAGAAGAUAUUUUAAUAGCUUUCUAUGAAGUAGAGCAAAAGUAUGGACACACUUUCUUUUCAUGGCUCGGACCAUAUCCCUUUUUGGUUGUUAGUGAUCCACAAAUAGCACAGGAUAUUUUAACUUCUCCUCACUGCGUUAAUAAGAGUUUCAUCUAUAGCGCGUUGGAUGAUGGCGCCGGAAGAGGACUGUUUAGUUUAUCAAAUCCAAAGUGGAAUUUGCACAGACGUCUUUUAAAUCCUGCGUUUGGACACAAAGUUCUUCUCAAUUUAAUGCCCAUAUUCAAUCAGGAAGUGAAUAAACUAAUUAACACGUUUGAUAUGCUUUUAGCGGAAGAAGUCGAUUUAACGAAAGUCUUUCAGAAUUUUACAUUAAAGAUUGCGGCACAAACGACAAUGGGCGACAAAAUUCCAUCCGAUGGUAUAAAUAAAUUCGAUGAAGGAUUGUUGAGCUGUUAUAAAUGUGUACAAGACUCCAUGACCCAGAUGUGUUUUUCACCUUGGUUGAGUUUCAAGGCAUUCAAUUGUUUCUGGAAAAACCGCGCAUCCUAUAAGGAGGCAAAAUCGGAAAUUCGAAAUUAUAUACGCAACUUAAUAACUCAAAAGACCAAAGACGAGCCUGUAUGCACGGAGAGUAAGACGACAUUAGAUCAAAAUAUUUUUAUACAUCGUGCUCUUAAUUUGGUACAAAGGGGUCAUUUCGAUUGGCAGAACGUUGAAGACGAAUGCAAUGUCAUUGUGUUUGGGGCUUUCGAAACCACUUCAAACACGCUCAUGUACAUAUUGAUACUGCUAGCAAUGUUCCCACAGUAUCAGGAUAAAGUAUUUGACGAAGUCUGGUCCAUUUUCUCCAGUAAAGAUAGUAAUGAAGUCACCUACAGCGAUACACAACAGAUGAUUUACUUGGAUAUGGUGAUUAAUGAAACGAUGAGGGUGAUGGCGCCCGUGCCAUUGGUGGCAAGACAAACCGAACACGAAGUUCGUCUAAGUAAUGGUGUUGUGAUUCCCAAAGGCUUGCAAGUAGCCAUCGAUAUUUUCAAUAUGCAUCGACGGAAGGAUAUUUGGGGUCCUGAAGCAUAUACUUUCAAUCCGGAUAACUUUUUACCAUCUAAUUUAGACGGUAAACGUCCUUAUGCAUACAUACCAUUUACCAAAGGCAUUCGGAACUGCAUUGGUUGGAGAUAUGCUCUGCUGUCAAUGAAAGUAACUAUCGCUAGAUUGAUAUUGAAAUACCGGUUUUCUACAACAUUCGAAUAUCGAAACUUGCACUUUGUCGAAGACAUUACAAUUAAGUUGAAAGAAACACCGCUUCUACGAAUACAUGAAAGAAAUUAAAAUUAUCUUUGAAAAUCUUAACUUAUGCCUCACUUCCAAACGACGGAGCGCAGAAUUGUAUUUUCGGGGAAAAACACACCCGAAUAUUCGUCAGAAAACUUGCUACUAGAGAUAACUUUUUAGAAGACGUAGAAAUGAUUCUGGGUCCCCGCAUCUGUAUUCGAGCAUAAUUACUUUAGU
This is a messenger RNA of Zeugodacus cucurbitae (melon fly), 1863 nucleotides long. RefSeq names its product probable cytochrome P450 313a4 (gene Cyp313a4). The coding region runs from base 205 to 1683 and encodes 492 amino acids. NCBI's taxonomy places the organism in Eukaryota, Metazoa, Arthropoda, Insecta, Diptera, Tephritidae. The transcript has 8 exons. Gene Ontology annotation, molecular function: monooxygenase activity; iron ion binding; heme binding. The record is from RefSeq and is a predicted model, not a curated record.